Molecule: messenger RNA, 5145 nt
Organism: Oryza sativa Japonica Group (Japanese rice)
Lineage: Eukaryota; Viridiplantae; Streptophyta; Magnoliopsida; Poales; Poaceae
Product: probable histidine kinase 5
Biological process (GO): phosphorylation; phosphorelay signal transduction system
Molecular function (GO): phosphorelay sensor kinase activity
Source: RefSeq, a predicted model, not a curated record
AUGAUGAGAUAAUGAUAUGCACCUUGAAGAAAACACUUUCUCCACAUCAAAGAGAAAAAAAAACCAAGAAUUCCCCUCUCCAUCUCAAUACCUCAUCCCCAUCUGAUUCCUCCGUCUAAACAACAGCAACAGCAGCAGCAUAUGUUAGAGAAAUCCUCUCUCUAGAACCAAAAGACAGUACUAGUAGUAGUAGCAGAUGGAGAAGGGUAGAGAGAGAGUGAGAAGCACAAGCACCACCACCACUAUGAAAGCAGCAGGAAAGAGAAAGAGUAGCACACUGUAGCAGGAGCAGCAGCAGCCAGCAGCAGAUGAUGCAGAGCAGCUUUAGGCAGUAAUCACCACCACCACCUCCUCCUCCUCUCUCUUGUUUCUUUCCAAUUUACCAGUUGUUGUUCCUCACCUCACCUGUUGUUGUUGUUGCUGCUUCUCUCUCUCUUCUCUCUCCCUUUCUCUGCCUUUCCCCACCACCUCUACCACCCACUCCUUCCCCAAUUCCAGCAAGAAUCCAAGACAUCCUCGCCUUGUGCUCUUGGUUCGACAUUCUUGAGGUGUUGAGGGUUGGCUUUCUUGGAUUGGAUUGGUUCUUGGCGGCGUUGCGGGGAUUGCUGUGGGUGGAGGUCGCUUUCAUGGCGCGGUGGCGUCUCUGAGACGACCGUGACCUCCCCUGCUCGCCUUGCCGACCGGGAAAGGCAGAGGGUGGUCGUUCUUGAUGGCCUCCCGCGGCAGGGUCGGCGGCUGCGGAGGCGGAGGCGGUGGACGCAACGGGGACAAGUGGAAGCCCGCGUGGUUGCUCGAGCUCGUCCUCGCGAUUCCGGCCAUGUCCACCAACGACAAGAAACCCUGGAGCGGCGGCGUUCUUGGCCCCCGUCAGAGCUAGCUCGCCCCGGAUUUCUUCUCUGCUAGUGUGGCGCGUUUCUUGGAGGCUUUGGGGCGGCGGCGGCGGCAGUGAGAUGAGCAGGGUCGGAGAGUGCGGCGGCGGCGGCGGCUGCGGGGCACGGCGAGGGAAGGCGGCGCACGCCGGUGCCGGGGCGGUGGCCGGGUUCCUGGGGUGCUUGCUGCUGGUGUGGGCGAUGGGUGGGUGUGGGAGGGGGUGUGGUGGUGGUGGUGGGGAGGGUGUGAGGGACAGGGUGGAGGAGGUGGCGGCGCAGUUCAACCUCAGCAUGAGCAAGCUGCAGGCGCUGGCGUCGCUCCUGUCUUCGCCGGAGCGGGAAUGCAUAUGUAAAUCUGGUACGAUCAAUGAUGAUAAUCCAGCCCACAGCAUGCCUGAUAUGUCAAAUUGUCGUCUUAAGAAUAAACCAUCUGGAGGAAAUCAAAACAGGCUGGACAAUGUGAUUAUUCAAGAUUGUUGCGCAAAUGAAGAUAAUUAUGACAAAAAUAAUCAUGAAAACAAUUUAUUGCAAAAUGCCAUGCAACAAGACAUUGGCUCUCCUACGACAUUGUGGAAUCAGAAUAACGCCUUGAGCUUCAAUCACGGGAUGAUAUUUAGUUUGUCUGCUUCCCUUGGAAUAGUUGUAAUUUUGGUAGUUAUAACUAUUUUCAAAAGAGGGAAGCAAGCAAAUGAACUGUGUCAGCAUGAGAAACUCCUCCAGACACCGAGUGUUAAGAUAAGUCGAAAAUGGUCAAAGAGAGCCCUGCUUCUUGGUGUCUUAGUUGGGCUUUGUAGUUCUGUCUGGAUAUUUUCAAGCAUGCAUGCUGAUGUUGUUGCUAGAAGAAUUGAGAAUCUUGAAAAUAUGUGUGAUGAGAGAGCUAGGAUGCUACAAGAUCAGUUCAAUGUAAGCAUGAACCAUGUGCAUGCAUUGGCUAUUUUAGUCUCAACUUUUCACCAUGGGAAGAAUCCUUCUGCUAUUGAUCAGGUGCUGCACAGCGAAAGGGAGUUGUUUGAGCAAAAGCUUGGAUGGAAGAUUAAGAAAAUGGAGACCGAAGAUCAAUCCCUUGUUCAUGACUACAAUCCUGAAAAGCUUCAGCCUUCACCAGUUCAAGAUGAGUAUGCACCUGUUAUUUUCUCCCAGGAAACUGUAAAGCACAUUAUAUCAGUUGACAUGAUGUCUGGGAAGGAAGAUCGUGAUAAUAUAUUGCGCUCACGGGCAACAGGCAAAGGGGCCCUAACAGCCCCUUUCCCACUUCUUAAAUCUAAUCACCUUGGUGUGGUGCUAACGUUCACUGUGUAUAAGUAUGAUCUUCCUCCAGAUGCAACUCCAGAGGAGCGUAUUGAAGCUACGCUGGGUUAUCUUGGUGCCUCAUUUGAUGUUCCGUCUCUGGUGGAGAGACUCCUGGAGCAACUUGCUAGCAAACAAAAGAUAGUUGUUAGGCUGUAUGACAUCACAAAUCAUACUUAUCCUACUAAAAUGUAUGAUUCGGAUGUUAUUGCAUCUGAUGAUCUGCAUAUUAGUAAUAUUGAUUUCGGGGACCCGACACGCAAACACGUAAUGCAUUGCAGAUUCAAGCAUGCACCUUCACUGCCAUGGUCUGCAAUUAUGAUAUCUUCAGCAGUAGCUAUAAUUGUUUUGCUUGUUGGCUAUAUUAUCUAUGCUACUCUGAAUUCUCUUGAAGAGGCAGAAGAUAAUUAUACGACAAUGAGAGAUUUAAAAGGACGAGCUGAAGCUGCAGAUGUUGCUAAGUCCCAGUUUCUAGCAACUGUUUCACAUGAGAUUAGAACUCCAAUGAAUGGUGUACUAGGUAUGCUACAGAUGCUCAUGGAUACGGAACUUGAUACAACUCAGCGGGAUUUUGUAGUUACAGCUCAAGAAAGUGGAAAGUCAUUGAUAAACUUAAUAAAUGAAGUACUUGAUCUCGCUAAGAUAGAAUCAGGCAAAAUUGAGCUGGAGGCGGUGCGAUUUGAUGUCCGUGAUAUUCUUGACAAUGUGGUAUCUUUGUUUUCUGAAAAAUCAUGGGCUAAGGGCAUAGAGUUGGCUGUACUUGUAUCUGAUCAAGUUCCAGAUGUUCUGAUCGGGGACCCGUGGCGGUUUCGGCAAAUCAUUACAAAUCUUGUAGGGAAUUCUAUGAAGUUUACUGAACAAGGUCAUAUCUUCAUUCGAGUGCAUUUAAUUGAGGAAGUGAAGAGAAAAAUGGAAGCUCUGGAUGACACUUCUCCUGAAAACAUAGAAGUUACAGCGAAUUCCAAAAAUACGAUGCCAUAUAAUACUCUAAGUGGGCUUGAAGUAGCAAAUAAUCGGAAAACCUUGGAGAGUUUCAGGAUGUUCAAAGAUUCGUCAGAUGCAAUAGAUUCAGUGAACUUACUAGUAACUGUCGAAGACACUGGCAUAGGAAUAACUAAGGAUGCUCAAACUCGCAUUUUUACACCUUUCAUGCAAGCGGAUGGUUCCACCUCAAGGACAUAUGGUGGAACUGGAAUUGGUUUGAGUAUUACGAAACGCCUGGUUGAAUUGAUGGGUGGAGAAAUAGGGUUUGUGAGUAAACCAGGAGUUAGUAGUACAUUUUCUUUUACUGCUAUUUUCAAGGAAAAUAGGAAAGAUCCAGGGGAUAUCAAAAGGUAUUGUCCUGAACCUACUCCACCAGAUUUUCAAGGAAUGAGAGCGCUUGUUGUUGACGGAAGAUGUGCUCGUGCUGAGGUUACCAUGUACCAUCUGCGGAGACUUGGAAUACAAUGUGAUCUUGCAGCCACAUCUGAAUCAGCACUUUCUGCUCUAUUGGAAUCCUGCAAUUCAAGUGUAAAAAGCAGUCUAAAUAUGGUGCUUGUUGACAAAGAAGCUUGGGGCGAGGACUCAGGCUUGGCAUUUUUCCGGUGUCUUAUAGAUCUUCGGCUGAAGGGCACACUCAAGUCUUGGCAAACCAUGCCAAAGUUCUUUCUUUUGGCAGGUUCAAUAACUCCUGCUGACUCUGAUUGUUUGAGGUUGGCGGGGUAUUCUAAUAGCAUAAGAAAACCCCUUCGUCUUAGUACUGUUGCUGCUUGUCUUAGUAAAGCACUAGGGGUUGGACUUACAGGCCGACGAAGUAGAGAUAAUUCUUUGGUUCUUCGAAGUGUACUAACAGGAAAAAACAUUUUAGUUGUGGACGACAAUGCUGUUAAUCGCAUAGUUGCAGCUGGUGCUUUGAAGAAAUAUGGAGCUAUAGUUACCUGUGUGGACAGUGGAAAGGAGGCAAUUUCUAGGCUCCAGCCACCUCAUAAAUUUGAUGCUUGUUUUAUGGAUGUUCAGAUGCCUGAGAUGGAUGGGUUUGAAGCUACUAGAUUAGUUCGUUCUGUAGAAAGUAAAAUCAAUGAUACGAUCCAGGCAGGUGAAGUGUCUUCCGAGAUCUAUGGAAAUAAGGCCCAUUGGCAUGUACCUAUAUUAGCCAUGACAGCGGAUGUAAUUCAAGCAACUUUUGAGGGAUGUAUGGAAUGUGGAAUGGAUGGAUAUGUGGCAAAGCCAUUUGAAGAACAGCAACUUUACUCUGCAGUUGCUCAUUUCCUAGAGGCUGAUGCAACAGAUCCAUUGACCUAGGAGAUUUAGUUUGCUAGUGGCCACAGUGAUUCAGGGUUCUCUGAUGCAGCAUCUGCUAAAAACCCAUUUGGAGAUAACAAUAUUGCAAAGCAGAAGAGCUAUGCAGUAAAUCGAGAACAGAAGUUUGAUUGGACUGCUAUUUAUGUUUCAUUUGACAAUUGGAUGAAAUCUAUUUCAACAUCACGCCUUCAGCCAUGUGCUUAAGGGGAAACUUUGACCAUUUUUACCCAGUGGAAAUCAAUGAGGGACAUACAUUGAACUGACAUAGCCUCCUUCAUGCUGUUCCAGUGUAGUGGCUGACAAGAUGACAUCAAUGGCGUUCUUGUUGUACAGCUAAUAUAGAUUAUGAGAAGGCUAAUGCUCCUGUUUAUUCUGUAUUCUUGAGUGUACAUAUGAAAUGGCAAGAAAAUAGUGAGAGUUGGAGGAUUUGUCUGGUGGCUUGAAGAAUGUAAAUAGGAAUGUUCAUAUCCAUCUUUUCUGAGGUCUGGUUAUGUGGGGUGUAAGUUGUACAUAUGUUCUCUUGUAGAAAUGUAAUUGAUUAUUAGAUUACGGCAAUGUUCCAAAAAAAGUAUAUAUAUUAUGCUUCCAAAUCCUUGCUUGUUGAGUGCCCUGUAAUUUUCAUUUCAAAUAGAACAAAAUGCAAAUUGUCCGGAAGAUCCAAAUUGUACACUUCUUUUAUUGAACAUUUGGGAGCAUAUGUUGGCAA